GGAAUUGUCUAGCAUUUUGUACUAUCUAGUUGACAAGUGAUAUUUCUUGCUUAAAGUAUCGCCAGCCCACGCAACAGGCUGGGCGCUGAGACUGGAAAGAAUGGACUAGCCUGCGUAGAGGCGCGGGACUUCGUUCCGCGGCACCAUAAGAAAUGACUGAGCACCCGGCACGGGUUGUGCCGGUGGCACAGAACUAUGACUUUGAAGAGUCGUCGCUACGAAGCGCACUCGUGGGCGAGGUAUACCUACAGCCACUAUGCGAGCGAAGCUUGCAAUUUCUUUCACGAACAAACGUUGUCCGUCGCUGGAGCGCCGCUAUUGUCUUCUCAAAGCUGUUCCAAUGGCUGGUAUUGCUCGCAAUCCUUUCCAAUUGCGUAACACUCAGUAUGGCCAGCCAGCGGUCGGGUUUUGAUGGCACGCCCUUUGGGCAAAUCCUUUUCCAAAUCGACUAUGUCUACAUAUCAAUCUUCACAGUGGAGGCGCUGCUGAAGAUCAUCGCUAUGGGGCUGGUGAUGGAAAAGAAAACAUAUCUGCGCGACGGUUGGAACGUGCUGGACUUCCUGGUGGUGGUGUCUGGCUUUGUCAACCUGGCCGUUCCAACCAACCUGACGGGCAUUCGGACCGUCCGUGCUUUGCGGCCAUUGCGUACGGUGAACCGCGUGCGUGGCAUGAAGGUGCUCGUGACCACGAUGCUGAGCUCUCUGCCUAUGCUCAUGGACGUGUUCGUGCUGUGCGCCUUCUGCUUCUUCAUGUUCGGCAUUAUUGCGGUGCAGCUCUUCGCGGGCGUGCUGCGCAACAGGUGCGGCAACCCGGACUUCAGCGGCGCCUACAACGUGACGCAGCCGGAUGGGCUGCUGCUGAUCGCCAAUACCAGCUAUGUAGUGCCGGACCAGGAGGCGGACUCUACCUGCAGUGGGCCGCUGUCAGCGGAGACGACGUGGUACUACAUUGACGGGGCGGUGACGGCAGUCCUCGGACCAAGCGGCAAUGGCGGGGGCCGUGUGUGCGACACGAACAUGUUUUGCAUGAUGUACCGUAACCCUAACUACGGCAUGACGAGUUAUGACCACAUCCUUUGGUCCUGGCUCACCAUCUUCCAACACAUUACGCUCUCCGGUUGGACAGACACAAUGUACAUGACUCAGGACGCUGUGAGCUUCUGGGUGUGGCCCUUCUACCUGGCACUAGUCAUCUUCGGCUCUUUCUUUAUGAUCAAUCUGGCGCUGGCGGUGCUCAGCAUCAACUUCUCCACUGACAAUUUCAAGGAGGAGCAGCACGCCAAAGAGGCGGAGCAAAACGAGAGGCGCUGGCUCAGCGGCGAUGAGGGAGAGGCGCAGUCGCAGUCUGGGCCCAGCAUCGCUGUGGGGCCAGGGGCACUGGGGAGUGUGACGGGAGCUCUUAUGCUGCAGCCACAGGGACAGUCGCAGGGGCAGCCGCAGGCAAGCGCGGAGAGCGAGGAGAAGCUCAACGCCAUGCUGCUGCUGCAGGCUCGGCACAAGCGCCACGAGGCUGACCCAGAUGAGGAGGAAAUGGCACCUGGCGCGCCGCCGCCUCCGGGACUGGGGCCCAUGCGGCGCGCGGCGUGGCGCAUGUCCGUCAGCCGCUGGCUGGAGAUCCUGACCGCUGUGGUAAUCAUCCUUAACACAGUGCUUAUGUGCAUCAACUGGUUUGAGAUGCCGGAGUCAGUAGCGGAAGCCACCAACUACAUAAACUACGUGUUCACCAUCUACUUCCUGCUGGAGAUGAUCCUAAAGAUGACCGGGUUCGGCUUGGCCAGGUACUUCCGCGACGGCAUGAACAUCUUCGACUGCCUGGUGGUGGUGAUCUCGGUGACGGAGAUGGUCCUGGACAUCAUCCCCUCCGUGUCGGGCCUGGGGCCGCUGUCCGUGCUGCGGGCCUUCCGCCUGCUGCGCAUUUUCCGACUGGCGCGGAGCUGGCGCGACCUCAACAUCAUCAUCCGCGGCAUGUUUAACAGUGUCAAGGCGUCAUUCAUGCUGGUGCUGCUCAUGGUGCUCUUCCUGUUCAUCGCGGCACUGGUUGGAAUGCAGCUGUUCGGCUACCAGUUCAUGUUUUGCGACUACGUGGAGGGCGCCGCGCCAACCUGCCCCCUGGGAUGGAACGUGUGGGGCCAGUGCCCCGACCACUUCCACUGCUACCUCCCCUGCACGUCCGCCGAUUACGGGAGCUGGGUGAACGCGACCGGCUCGUUUUACAACGACCUCGCGUACUGCGAGCGCUUCUGCGCUAACGACCAGGCGGCUGCAGCGGCCGACGCCAACGCCACAUCGCCGGACGUGGCGGCGGCGGGCGGGUGCGAGUAUCUGGCGAACGUGGGCAAGUCGGAAGUGCCCAGAGCCAACUUCGACAACAUCUUCUGGGCGCUCUUCUCCGUGUUUCAGGUCUUGACAGGCGAGAACUGGAACGACGUGAUGGUAAACUCCAUGCGCACGUUAUCACCCUGGGCCUCGCUCUAUUUCGUGUGCGUCAUCCUCAUCGGCAACUACCUAGUGUUCAACUUGUUCAUCGCCAUCUUGCUGGAUAACCUGCAAUUCACUGACGAGCUGCGAAAGGAAGACGAGAGGACGGAAGCCCGCAAGGCGAACAAGAGCAGCGCCAGCCGGAGGGGAACGCAGGGUGCUGGUGCUAGCGGUACCGCAGAUGGCGGCAGCAGCGGCAAGGCUCACGACGGCCUACAGCUGCUGGCUGCUGCUCUGCAACCACUGGACAGCGGCGUUGCGGGCGCUGCGGGUCCAGCAACCAAGGGCCAUGCCUUCGGCCACGCAAACGGCAGCUCCGCCACCCAUGCAAACGGUGAUGAGGAGCAAGAGACGGCGGCUGCGUUCCGGGCAAUCCUGCUCAACGGCCAGGCUGCGACCCUGUACGACAACCCGCUGGCGCACCACCGCAGCAGCAGCCUGGAGGAGGGGGAGGGCGAGGAGGGGCCGGCGGAUGCAGAUGAGUAUGGCAGCGGGGGCGGGCGGCAGCUGCAGUUGCAGGGCGCAGGGGCCGAUGGCGCGCCGGGUGCGGAGGGCGUACCCGCAGCACGCCAGGGCCAGGGCGAGGAGGACAUGCGGACCUCAACCCGCCUUCACCACGCCCCGGCCUCUGGUCCGCUGCCGCCUCUGGACCUUCCGGCGGGAAUGCGCGCACAGCUGCCUGCAAUACGCAAUGCUACUGUGUUGCCGCCAGUGCGCAGUGGCUCCGCGGGCCUAAAGGGCUUGCCCCCCACACCCUCGCGUCCGUCCGCACUCCCGCCCAUCCAGCCUCGCCCUAGCCUGGCCGGCUCAGGUCCGGGCGCGGCUAGUGACCCGUUGCUGGCAGCUGCCCGCACCCAGUUCACAUCUGCCGCGGAGGUGCGCCCAUCUGUGAGUGAUACCGUCGGCCCUUCCACGCCUCACAGCCCUGGGGCCCUUCCAACGGAGGCAGCCUCCGGCACCAGGAGCUCAGCCGUACGGGCCGGCGCCGCAUCCCCACAUGCAGGGUCACUGCCGCCGCUCCAUGCAGGGCGGCAGCAGAUGGCCGGGCCCGUGGCGGAGGCGCGCGCGGUGUCUCUGAAUGGCACCGACCCUGCCGCCGCCACUGACCCAGCAGCUGUGGACUCGCUACGGCAGGCCGCGCCGCUCAUGGAGAACGCGAGCGUGCGCGGCCAGCAGCGGGCGAAAAGCGCUGGCGCGGGCGUGUCUGCUCUCCUGGCGAUUUCACAGGUGGCCACAGCGCCGCUUAAGCUGGCGGGCCAGGAGUUGCCAUUCGCCUCUCCGGCCUCAGCCCGGCUCCCCGGAUCAUUGUCUGGAGCGGGCGUGGGCCAACUCACUGAGCCAUCCACGCCCUCUGAAGCGAGGAACGAAAUCGGCAUGCCGCCCGCCCAGCCGGGCACUCCGUUCAGUACAGCGCAGGCCACGCACGUGGCACAGCUGCCAGGAGGUCGGCGACAGCCUUGCUCACCCUCGGCUGCCGAUACCAGCUCCGGUGCCGCCGCUGCUGGCACGGCGGCUGCGUUGUCGCCACGGCGCAACAGUGCGGACCGCUCUGGCGCGCCGCUCCUGCCCUCUCCCCCACCGCUGCGUUCGGCGCGGUCCCAGUGUCGCGAGGACAGCGUGGUCCUGCAGUCGCGGCUGCCACUGCACGAGGGCGGCCCCACCAACACCACCUUGCACCCGCAGCCAGCUGUAGCAGCCGCCACACCGCUGCAGGGGCAGCAGCACCACCACCACCAGGAUUACCAGGACCAGCAACAGCAACAGCCAGCGCCCAUGCACUCCCCCACAAAGACGGCCGGGGAGUGGAUCGACCGCCUGCGCACGGUGACCUCGGAGAGCCAGAGAGUGCGCAACGACAUCAGCGUCAGUACUUCCAGAGGCGAGGGCAUGGACGGCGAGGAGGAUGAAGCAGAUUUUGUGGAGAAGGAGCGGGAUGAUGAUGAUGACUGGCAAGGGAAGGCCGGAGGGGACUCCGCACAUGGCGGCAAGGCCGGCCCCAAAGCUCUUGCAGUGGCAAGCCAGCCGUCGGGCGCACUGGUCAACCUCUCGCAGGCGGUGUGGGAGGAGCGGCUGCAGGGCCGCGCUCUCUUCAUCUGGGGCCCCGAGUCGCGCUUCCGGCGUGGCGUGGCGAACUUGGUGUUCAACCGGUGGUUCGACACAGCCAUGCUCUUUGUCAUCGUCUUCUCAUGCGUGGCUCUGGUGCUAGACGCGCCUGACCUGGAUCCUGAAUCCACAUUGGCCUCCGUGCUGCGGGUGCUCGACUACUUUUUCAUCGCGGCCUUCACGUUGGAGGCGGCACUCAAAAUCAUCACGUUUGGCUUCGCCUUCACCGGCAAGCACGCCUACAUUCGCAACGGCUGGAACGUGCUCGACUUCAUCAUCGUGCUUGCGGGCUACGCGCUGAUUAUCCUGGCGGCAAUCAUCGGGCCCGAGGGCAGCAGUAAGCUCAAGGUGCUACGUGUGCUACGUUCCCUGCGCGCGCUCCGGCCGCUACGCGCCGUUAAUCGCUUCGAGGGCCUGAAGCUGGUGGUGAACACGCUCUUUGCGGUACUGCCGGCCAUGGGCAGCACCCUUCUGGUGUGCGCGCUGUUUUACAUCAUCUUUGCCAUCCUGUUUGUCAACCUGCUCAAAGGCAAGCUGUUCAAUUGUGUGAAUCCCGAGUCUGGUGACCGCCUGGAUCCAGACUACCUGCUGCCGCCUGGCGAGACCCUGACGCGCGAGUGGUGUGAGGUGGGCGCGCAGACCAUCAACUCGUCCUCCUACUACAACGGCCGCGGCAUCACGUCCAUGCCGCCGUACAUCAUCACCACCAGCUGGGUGAACCCGAUCGCUAACUUUGACAACGUGGCAGUGGGUAUUCUGACGCUGUUCCAGGUGGCCACCAUGUCCCUGUGGCUGGACAUCACAUUCACCGCGGUUGACUCUACAGAAAUUGGUGAGCAGCCAAUCUGGAACAACCAGCCCAUCUAUUGCGUCCUCUUCAUAAUAUUCAUCGUUGUGUGCUCGUUCUUCGUGCUGAACCUCUUCAUUGGUGUCACGCUUGACAAGUUCGCCGAGAUCCAGGAGGAGACCAACCGCGCCGGCGUGAUGCUGACGCAGCAGCAGCAGGCGUGGGUGUCCAUGCAGAAGGUCCUGGCGGGCGUGCACAUGCAGCACCAGCCCCCGCCGCCGCGGCAGAAGCUGCGCGCGGCUGUGCACCGCGUCGUGACUCACUCCGUGUUUGAGGGUUUUAUCAUGGCCGUAAUUGUGGUCAACGUUCUGUUUAUGGCAAUGGUCCACGCCGACAUGUCGCUGCAGUGGCAGGACGUCAUGUCGUACACCAACCUCAUAUUCACGGUUAUCUUUGGCCUCGAGGCGCUGCUGAAGAUUGUGGCGUUCGGGCCAUGGAAUUACCUGCGCGACAGCUGGAACGCGUUUGACUUCUUCGUGGUUAUUAUCUCGGUUGCCUCGGUGAUUCUGGACUUCAGCAACACCAAGAACCUUAGCUUUAUGCCGGUGCUCCGGGUGCUGCGGGUGGUCCGUGUGCUUCGCCUUGUGCGCACGGCCAAGGGCAUGCAGAAGCUGCUGUACACACUCAUUACUUCGCUGCCAGCUCUGGCGAACGUGGGCGGCGUCAUGCUGCUAUUCUUCUUCAUCUAUGCCAUCAUCGGCGUAAACCUGUUCGCGGGCAUCAAGUACGGCCAGGCAUUGAACAGUCACGCCAACUUCGACCGCUUUGCAAACGCCAUGUUGCUGCUGUUCAGGAUGCUGACAGGCGAGUCGUGGGACCAGGUCAUGCAGGACUGCAUGGUCACCUCGGACUGCGUGCUGGUCACCGCGCCGGGCGGCAUCAACGCCACCGACCCCGCAAGCACCAACAGCACCAUCCUCAUUCCGCCCGGCACCUACCUGAACCCCUCGGAUCCCGUGCUCAACGGCCUGCCCGAGGACGCAUUCGACAACCAGUGCGCGCUCAGCCCCUUCGCAGCCGCCUUCUACUUCCCUACUUUUGUGGUGCUAUGCACCUUCAUCCUGCUGCAGCUCGUGAUUGCGGUGCUGCUGGAGAACCUGGUCCAGGCUGACACCGACCAGACGCUGCCGGUUGCCAAGCCCGACCUGGACGCCUUCGUGGCGGCCUGGUCAGACCUGGACGGCCACGCUACGGGGCUGGCGCACGCCAGUCAGCUGUCGGUGCUGAUGAUGGCGCUCCCGCCGCCGCUGGGCACACACGGCCAGCCCGACUGCCGCAUGAAGACGGCGCGGGCGAUGCUGGCGCUGGAUAUACCGCUGUAUGUAGGCAACAAGUUAUCGUUUGUGGAGGUGAUGCACGCGCUGGCCGGCAACGUGUGCGGCACGGAGCUGCCGGACGCGGCGGAGGAAGCCGUGCGCCCCGCGCUGGCGCGGCGGCUGCCGCGCGGCUCCGCUGCGACUCGCUUCACGGCGGCUCACUACCACGCCGCCGACAACGUGCGUGCGGCCAUCAAGGGCUUCCUGCUGCGCUACACUUACCGGGACCAGCUGGGUGAUGCGCAGUUCUCACGGCAGCUGCAGGGCCUGGAAGAGAUGCGCUCAAAUGCCGCAGCCACAGCAGGUGCCGCGUUGUCAGGCGCUGCGGCUGGAGGUGCUGCCGCGGCUACCGGCAGCGCCUCGCGCCGCCAGCUGCCCACGGGUGGCGGCGGCAGCCGUGUGCAGAGCCGGCAGGGUAGCUGGGUGCGGGCAGGGAGCAGCGGGCGUGCAGCGCCACUGUCACUGUCGCGUGGGGACUCGGGGCGCGAGGGAUCUGCAAAGCCACCUGGGAGCGGCGAAGGUGUCAACGCACCAUCGGGGCCCGGCCACACCGGCCCGGAGUCAGGGCAGGUCGGCGAGUCGCAGGAUGCGCUCCUGGACAGCCUCAGCCGCGCCAGUCCCUUCGCCGGUGGCGCCGGCGUGGCAGCGGCGGCGGCCGCAGCCGCCAUCGCCGCUCCCGGCGCCGCGACGGCGGCGCUGCCACCUCGCUCGCCUGCAGGUCUGGUGACUUCCCACUCAAUGGCGCCAGUCAGCUCCAACUCCAUGAAGGCGCUGCUCGCCGCGCCCUCCUUUGCCAAACUUGGCAGUGGCCGGUCAGGAGCCCAGCCGCCGUCACGACCUCGGCCCGACGUGCCCAGGCCUCACCAGGCCAGGCACCCCUCAAACGCCACCAACGGCUCCGGUGCCACUGGUGGCGGCGCCAAUGGCGACGGUGGGGCGGCGCGCAUGGGCAGCAUGGUUGUGAACGGCCGGCGGCUUAGUGACGUGCGCCGGGAACUGGCGGAUGAGACGGCGGUCACCAUGCACUCCUUCACUGAGGCGCUGCUGCAAGCGGCGGUGAUGGGCAGGGAGGCAGAGGAGCUGGAGGAGCGGGCGCGGCAGCAGGCGGAGCUGAGCCGGGCCUCCACGGUUACUAGCAAACGAAGUCUGAUGGGCUUCCUGGGCUCCCUGGGGAAGCAGCAGCAACAGCAGCCAGGUGGUGACGUCGCGGUAGCAACGCCCGGCGCAGUGGUACAGGCACCCGCGGUUCCUGCGGUGACGCCGGCGGCCGGGGUCAAGGGAGGCCUGGCGGGCAGCACCGAACCCACAGGGCAACGCCCCAUGUCGACAACGGCUGCGGAGACAGCUGAACCGCAGCCCUGAUGAAGUGAUGCCGUGUGGACUCGACUCAACGCAGCGCCCGGUAUGACACGCAUUCCCACAUUGUUUGCAACGGCUCGUAAGGUGCAUGGUUAUUCGUCACAGGUCGUGCAGCCGCAUGUCUGGUUGCGUCAGGCGACGCCUGGGCAAGGCUGCGCCCGUGUGUACUGUACCGCGCGGGCGGCGAGCCUGUGCCAUGGUGUGGAGAGCGGCGUGGUGCACAACAGACUGGACGCACGGCCAUCGUGGAAUCAUGCCAACAAAAACGUGGAGGGGUGGACACUCAGGGCAUUGGCUGACGGUGGUGGCAAUCACAUGCAUGCACACGGGACUUGGGUAUGUGCUGUGUGCGUGUCCAUCGCAGGGCUCAUGGGAGGGUCAUGAACUGCUCGUAGUGUCAAGCAUGCGUGUUGGGGUGGGAAUGCUGUGUACAGGGUCGCACAUAACCCAAGAAGUCUAUACCGUAGUAUACCGGACCAUGCCAUUCAUCCGUGUGAGCGUCAUUUUGCGUGCAGUGUCUGAAGCUGCUGCAGAACUUCGUAGCACUCGAUUUGCAUUUGGAGCACCUUGUAAUGGGCGCAUGGGCAGACCGGGGCCACCCGGGGUUAAGGAGUUAAAUCGUGGGCGUCGAGUGAUUGUCAUAUGAAUGCGACAUAAUAAGAAGGGACAGUCCGACCAAGCAAGGGUCAGCAGGGAACCAUCUCUCUUGUCAUAUGCAUCGCAUAUUGCUGCCCAUCCAGUGCUUGGGGAGUGCGCGCACUUGCGCGUGACAUGUUAUAGAAGCGCACAAAUACAAUGAAUGCAUGCAGACUGCGCAAGCAAGCACUGCACUGGCAGCAGGCGUGUGGAGGGCGGUUGGCAUGCGGCAGGUGACGGGCCGACCAGGAGCUGUGCCCUCAGACGCUUACUGAGUUACUGGCAAGUGGACACCCAAAUCCUUUGCCAUGCACGUGCAAGCCCCCGUGUAAUAGUACUUGUUG
Chlamydomonas reinhardtii is the source of this 9082-nucleotide messenger RNA. RefSeq lists its product as uncharacterized. Gene Ontology annotation, molecular function: protein binding; voltage-gated sodium channel activity. NCBI's taxonomy places the organism in Eukaryota, Viridiplantae, Chlorophyta, Chlorophyceae, Chlamydomonadales, Chlamydomonadaceae. The record is from RefSeq and is a predicted model, not a curated record. The transcript has 34 exons. Gene Ontology annotation, biological process: transmembrane transport; monoatomic ion transport. Gene Ontology annotation, cellular component: voltage-gated sodium channel complex; plasma membrane. The coding region runs from base 153 to 8105 and encodes 2650 amino acids.